AUGGCCACUGAUAAGCAGAAAGAAGAUGGGAAACCAAGGAAGAAAUGCCAUCGAAGAAACUUGCAGAUUGAGGAAUUCCCCACAUUCACCAAAUGGUUAGGGCCACGCGGUCGUUCAAGUUCCCACGACGAUACCAGUUCCAAAUCUUAUAAGCGAGGUGUUCCCUAUCCUCCUAUUAGGAGGAUACCUCGAGAUUCGUCGAGGGGAGGUGGUGGGGUAGUUGCCUGUGAUGUUCCCAAGGAAGACGGAGUGGCUAUAGGCGAGUCGAUAUCUGCGCGAGGGGGUUGCUGCUGUUGGCAACGCUCCAAAUCUACUCAGCGGGAGUGUGGACUCAACUUCCAUUUCUCUCUGAGGAAGAGCAAGGUUGUUACAAAUGUUUCAGAGGAUGUCGCUGCUGGCGUUUCCGAUGUUCGGGAGGAGCAGGUCGUGGAAGCGGGUGCUGUUAUAAAUAGGGAGGGGUGUCGUUGUAGAUGUUCCCCAACGUUCCUUAUCUGCGGGAGGAGGAAGGUGUCGCCCACCGGAGUUCCGUACUUUCCUGAAAAGAGGAGUGGCCGUCGAAAUUCCAGAUCUACUAGACGACGAUGCUCACCGGUGGUUGACGCUCCAAAUCUUCACAAAGAGGAGGGACCAGCAACUGACGGCCCUGGUGUGCUCAAGGAGGAAGUGGCUACUAGUUGUCCAGAUUUGGUCAAGGAAGGAGAGGCCAUCGCUGCUCCAGGUCCAUGCAAGGAGGGGAGUGGAUCUUGUUGUUCACAAUGGAAAUGUUUGCCGUCGUUUCCAAUGUGUGGGAGGAAACUAUCUGUCGUCGAGGAAGAGGCGACUAUCGAGGAAGAGGUGAGUGUCGAUGAUCCAAAUGGGCCGGAGGUUGAAGAAGUCGCUAAUGGUCCAGAAUUAGUGAAGGAAGGAGAGGCCACAGUUGCUCCAGCUCUGUGCAAGGAGGGGAGUGAAUCCUGUUCACAAUGGAAAUGUUCGCAGUCGAUUCCGAUGUGCGAGAGGAAAGUGGCUACCGGCGAGGAAGAGUUAACUGUUGUCGAUAUUCCAAAUUUGCUGGAGGUAGAAGUCGCUAAUGGUCCAGAAUUAGUGAAGGAAGGAGAGGCCACCGAUGCUCCAGCUCCGUGCAAGAAGAGUGGAUCCUGUUGUUCACAAUGGAAAUGUUUGCCGACGUUUCCAAUGUGCGGGAGGAAAGUGGCUACCGGCAAGGAAGAGUUAACUGUCGUCGAUGUUCCAAAUUUGCUGGAGGUUGAAGAAGUCGCUAAUGGUCCCGAAUUAGUGAAGGAAGGAGAGGCCACCGAUUCUCCAGGUCCGUGCAAGAAGAGGAGUGGAUCCUGUUGUUCACAAUGGAAAUGUUUGCCGGCAUUUCCGAUGUGCGGGAGGAAAGUGGCUACCGGCAAGGAAGAGUUAACUGUCGUCGAUGUUCCAAAUUUGCUGGAGGUUGAAGAAGUCGCUAAUGGUCCCGAAUUAGUGAAGGAAGGAGAGGCCACCGAUUCUCCAGGUCCGUGCAAGAAGAGGAGUGGAUCCUGUUGUUCACAAUGGAAAUGUUUGCCGGCAUUUCCGAUGUGCGGGAGGAAAGUGGCUACCGGCAAGGAAGAGUUAACUGUUGUCGAUGUUCCAAAUUUGCUGGAGGUUGAAGAAGUCGCUAAUGGUCCCGAAUUAGUGAAGGAAGGAGAGGCCACCGAUUCUCCAGGUCCGUGCAAGAAGAGGAGUGGAUCCUGUUGUUCACAAUGGAAAUGUUUGCCGGCAUUUCCGAUGUGCGGGAGGAAAGUGGCUACCGGCAAGGAAGAGUUAACUGUCGACGAUGUUCCAAAUUUGCCGGAGGUUGAAGAAGUCGCUAAUGGUCCAGGAUUAGUUAAGGAAGGAGAGGCCACUGUUGCUCCAGAUCCGUGCAAGAAGAGGAGUGGAUCCUAUUGUUCACGAUGGAAAUGUUUGCCGGCGUUUCCGAUGUGCGGGAGGAAAGGGGCCACCGGCAAGGAAGAGUUGACUGUCGUCGACGUUCCAAAUUCGCCGGAGGUAGAAGUAGUCGCUAAUGGUCCAGAAUUAGUUAAGGAAGGAGAGGCCACCGUUGCUCCAGGUCCGUGCAAGGAGGAGAGUGGAAACUGUUUUUCACAAUGGAAAUGUUUGCCGUCGUUUCCGAUGUGCGGGAGGAAACUGUCUGUCGUUGAGGAAGAGGUGACUGUCGAUGAUCUAAAUGUGCCGGAAGUCGCUAAUCGUCCAUAUUUGGCCAAGGAAGGAGAGGCCACCGUUGGUCCUGAUCCACGCAAGGAGGGGAGUGGUUGCUGUUCUCCACGACUGAAAGAAGUGUCGGAGCUUCAGAUACGCAGUUCGAAAGUGGCUGCCGGCAAACAAGAGAUGACCGUCGAUGUUCCAAAUGUGCCGGAGGUAGAAGAAGUCGCUAAUGAUGUUGUAAAUAAGCAGAAGAAGGAAGUGGUCGGCGAUCCAAAUACCGGAGAGGCGGUGGCUUCCUGCGGUUCUUCUUCUAAUCGUAACAAGGAGGAGGAGAAGAUCAAUGCCAGCGUUCCAGAAUUGCACAAAAAAGGGAGUGGCUGCUGUUGGUUUAAAUGGAUGCCGGCAUUCCUGAUUUGCGGAAGUAAGGUGGUUUCCGACGUUCCAAAUCCAAGCAGGGAGGAGAAAGUAGUCGCUGGUGAUUCAGAUAUACAGAAGGAGGGAGUAGGCGCAGCGGCUGCGGCUGCUGCUGCCGAUGCCGAUGCCAAUUGGGAAGUGCAAUCCAAAUCCGCUCGACAGGGAAGUUGUUGGCCAUUCCAGUGCUGCACAAUAUGGUGGCCGUCCAAACUUCUGUGCACGGGGGGGAUGGAUGUCAAUGCCUCAAAUCAUCAAGAGGAAGAACAAGAGGCACCUCUCGGCGAUAACGAGGAGAAGGUUGUUGACGUUCUUACAGUCAAGCACAACGAGAAAGGAGCGGCUAUGGUCGUUCCAGAUCUUCACGAAGAGGACGGUACAGUCGCCGACGAGCAGGUGGCUGCCGUCGACAUUCCGGUUCCCCGUAAGGAAGAGGAGGAGUCUGCCGGUGAUACUCCAGAUCUUAUUCAGAAGGAAAAGAAGGUAUCUUCCGGCAAGGAGGAGGAGGAAAAUGUGGGCUCUGUGGUUUCAGAUUCGGGCAAGGAGGAGGGUGGCUGCUGUUGUUGCUUAAAACAUGGGGGAAAGGAGGAUGGCUGCUCCCGCCGCGACCGCGACCGCGGCCGCCGUCAGAGUUCUAAUUCUAGGGAAGGAUGUUGGCCAUUUCAGAUCUGUGGGAAAGGGUGGUUAGGGCUACCAACAUUUCUCAUUUGCGGUAGGAGAAAAAGGUUGUCAGACAGUAUUUCAUCGGAUGGUAAUGGCGUUUCAGUUUCAGACAUUAACGUGGUGGUGGCUGUCGCCGGCACUUCCAGCGUAUUGGCUAUCGCCGGUACUUCCGGCGGAUUAGCUACCAUCGAUAGUUCUAAAUCUAUUCCUAUGCCUGGGUGUGGUUGGUACUCCAAACCACCGCGGAGGCGGUCGGUGUCUAUUGAUAAGGAGGAAGGUGACAGUCGGUGUUCCAAAUCUUCUAAGCGGAGGAGAGGGUGGUUCCGACGAUCAGGAAGGAAAGAAAAAGAGGGAAAGGAAAGAAAAAGAUAGAAAACA
Molecule: messenger RNA, 3615 nt
Organism: Cucurbita maxima (winter squash)
Lineage: Eukaryota; Viridiplantae; Streptophyta; Magnoliopsida; Cucurbitales; Cucurbitaceae
Exons: 2
Coding region: 1-3609 (1202 amino acids)
Source: RefSeq, a predicted model, not a curated record